Messenger RNA from Cyphellophora attinorum, 1281 nucleotides. RefSeq lists its product as uncharacterized. NCBI's taxonomy places the organism in Eukaryota, Fungi, Ascomycota, Eurotiomycetes, Chaetothyriales, Cyphellophoraceae. Bases 1 to 1281 code for a protein of 426 amino acids. The record is from RefSeq and is a predicted model, not a curated record. The transcript has a single exon.
AUGGUCAACAAACGUGCUACCGAUCCAGAACGAGCGGACGACGGGUUGAGGCCCAGAAGAAAGCAAAAGUUGUCUGAUGAUCAACUCCGGCGGAAGCGAGCAUCGGACCGUGAAGCUCAACGCGUGUCCAGAGAGAAGACCAGGUGUCAUGUGGCCCAUCUUGAAAGCAUCAUUGAAGCUCUUCAAGCCGGUCAAGAUGAUCGCGUGCACCUUCUAAUUGAGCAAGUCAGCCAGCAGAAGACAGAGCUUUCACGUCUCAAGAAUGCGCUGAAUUCUAUCUUCAAGAUCGCUGAAGUCAGCAGACAGACGACUGACUCACUGCCAGUACAUCGAUCCAGAUCGAAUUCGACGCAGGAGCAUAAUGCAGGUGAUCUUCUGGACAGCAGAGCAGAGAAGGUUGCAGCACCUCUAGCUUCUCAGUUUCGCAGCAAUUUGGAGUCUGGUCAACAAGCUCAGCCGCCGGUGCUUACCGCGGGCGUUACAGAGCUUACAGCAAGAGCUCCUACGGACACAGAGCUGGAGUAUCCUAUAUCGAUCGCGCAGCUUGCUUCCAGCAUCAUCAAGAGGAAAGACCUGGACGGUCGCUAUUGGUUCCUAGCCGGAACUCUGCUCAGUCAUCUCCGCAAGACACGGGGCGAAUACCCGCUAUCGACAGCCAGCGACGAGGACAUCGUGAUCAGAGCCAUAUUCGAAGGCUGGUCAGCCGUAAUCGAGAGGUAUCCGCUCGACCGAGGUUUUCAGUGGUUGAAGGAGCUCGAUGAGAACAUAUACUUUUCCGGUACGGCAGAAGGCCGCCUUGUUCACCUGCGUAACAGCCGUUUGCAAUUCCUCCAUCAAAUGCAACCCGAUGCGGGGUGGAACCAUGCGCUGCCAGAGUUCUUCGCACCAGGUCCAUUACAACAAAACAUGGAGCAUGAUCCACUUAUAGAGUAUUUUCCUUGGCCCGGUUUCCGUGAAAGGGUUCUCUUCUCGCCCCGCCGCUACGCAACUGAUCAAUUCAUGGGAGCACUGGCACAGAAUGCGAGGUUUGAGUGGCCAUACGAUCCCCAUGACGUGUUUAUCAAGGAUCCGGUCAGUGGUCUUUACAGCUACUCGGCAACAUUUCAGCAGAAAGUCAUGGAUUUCUCGUGCUACACAGUCAAAGAGUCUUUCUUUGACUGCUUUCCUGAAUUGCGUCAGGACAUUCCUCAGUAUGGUGUCCCAGCUGUUGUCAGAUCAGUCUGUCUUACGGAUGAGUCUGGAAGUCCAGACACGGCGCGACACGAACAUAGCUUCCCAUGA